AGAGAGAGAGAGACUUGGAUAUUGUUGUUAUAGUGAAGGAGGAUAUCACUGCUUGGAUUGUGACAGACUGAGAAGGAGAGGGAGAGAGAAAGAGUAAGACAGAGAAAGAGAGAGCGGUGUACGAUGUGCUAGGAGAGUGAAGAGAGACAAUCUCAGGCGUUUUUCUGAUAUUCUCGGGGUGUCAGAGAGACAGAACAGGACUCAAAGAUGGGACGGAAGAAGAUCCAGAUCACGCGGAUUAUGGAUGAGAGGAACAGGCAGGUGACCUUCACGAAGAGGAAGUUUGGCUUAAUGAAGAAAGCUUAUGAACUGAGCGUACUAUGUGACUGUGAGAUUGCCCUGAUCAUUUUCAACAGCUCAAACAAACUCUUUCAGUAUGCCAGCACUGACAUGGACAAAGUCCUGCUUAAAUACACAGAGUACAAUGAACCCCACGAGAGCAGAACCAACUCGGACAUCGUUGAGGCACUAAACAAGAAAGAACACAGAGGCUGUGAUAGUCCGGACCCCGAAACCUCAUAUGUCCUCACCCCUCACACAGAAGAGAAAUAUAAAAAAAUUAAUGAGGAGUUUGAUAAUAUGAUGCGAAAUCAUAAAAUCCCCACCGCUCUGCCCCAGCAGAACUUUUCCAUGCAUGUGGCUGUGCCCGUGACAAACCCAAACGCCAUGUCCUACAACCCGGGGAGUGCCUUGGGUACCCAGAGCCUGGCAGCUGCCAGUGCCUCGCUGAGCGACAGUGCCAUGCUGUCCCCUCCCCAGGGUUCUCUUCACAGGAGCGUGGUGUCUGCCAGUGCCCCCCAGAGACCCCCCAGUACGGGCAGUGCAGGUGGCAUGCUGGGUAGGCCAGAUCUGACGGUGCCAAGCGGCGUAGGCUCUCGUCCUCAGGGAAAUGGCUUUGUUAACCCCCGAGGCUCGCCGGGGCUUCUGGGUACACCUAGCGGGAACGGCCUGGGUAAAGUCAUGCCCACUAAAUCACCGCCACCACCAGGGGGCAACAUGGGCAUCGGCAGCCGCAAACCGGACCUUAGAGUGGUCAUUCCUCCAUCCAGCAAGGGAAUGAUGCCACCGCUGUCUGAGGAGGAAGAGAUGGACAUGAGCACACAGAGGAUAAACAGUUCCCAGGCCGCCCAGCCCCUGGCCACCCCGGUGGUCUCUGUCACCACACCCAGUCUGCCACCUCAAGGCAUGGUUUACUCAGGCAUGCCUACUGCCUACAACACUGAAUACUCCCUGAGCAGUGCUGAGCUCACCUCUCUGCAAGGCUUUGGCUCUCCAGGGCUCUCUUUAGGCUCAGUGUCGGCAUGGCAACAGCAUCAACUGGGCCAGGCAGCUCUCAGCUCGCUGGUGGGUGGCGGUCACUUACCUCAGGGCUCUAACCUGUCAGUCAACACCAGCCAGAAUGUCAAUGUCAAAUCCGAGCCCAUCUCACCCCCGCGGGAGCGCGUCACCCCCUCCGGUUUCCCCCCCCAGCAGCAGCCUCCGUCCGGCCGGCCCGACAUGGGCCGCUCCCCCGUCGACAGCCUCAGCUCCUCCUGUUCGUCCUAUGAUGGCAGCGACCGCGAGGACCACCGGCCUGACUUCCACUCCCCACUCGGUGUGGCCAGAGCGCAGGCCGGUGGGGAGGAACGGGAGAGUCCCUCGGUCAAACGCAUGCGCAUGGAUGCCUGGGUGACAUAGACUCGCCCGGGCGGGGGGCCAGGCCUCCAGUCCCACGGCUGAGGAGAGGAAGAGAGAUUAGAGAGUGAGAGAGAGAGAGAGAGAGAGAGAGAGAGAGAGAGAUAGAAAGAGGGACAUCAGGAGCAGGGAGGGUCCUAUUUGUUAUUAUUCUGUUAUUAUUUAACGUUGUUUCAUUUUUGUAAGUAGGAGAAAGGACAGUGAAGGAAAUUCAAGAUGUCCUGACAUAUCGAAAUUCAAUUAAGCAAUGCAGUUAAAGGAAAAAAAAAAACAAACAAAAUUCAUAAAUAAAAAGGAAAAAAAAAAGAAAAGAAAAGAGUUGAGUAAUCAGACUGAGCAUUGUCCUCAAACAGGUGUUAUCAGGUACUUGAUGCAGAUCAGAAUUUUUUUUUCUUUUUGGACUGUCCGAUGUUAAAGGAAAAGAUGAGAUAAAAUUUAAACCUUUUAGAUUGUGGUAGUCCACUGGUCCAGUCUGGCACGCACGUGUAGUGGCUGUUUUUGCUUUUUUUUUUUUUUGUUGUUGUUGUUGCAAGUUUUUCAAACAAUUUGAGAAAGUUACAGGAAACGUCAUCUGUCUGAUGACUGUACCCCGCCCAGUCCCCCCACUCCUCCUCCCCCACGCCCCUGGCUCAUGUUUGAAGAGGUUUGUGUGAUGUCACAGGCCCCCUCUUUAUUUAGAUGUGAAAGAGAAUGCCCGUGUCCUUUAUGAAUUUGUUGAAUUAAGCGAUAUGACAUGAGAUUUCGAACAGAGAGUGAAUGUGAGAGAGAGAGAGAGAGAGAGAGAGAGAAGAUGUGUUUUUGUUUGUGAGUCUGCAGACAGAGGGCCCCGCCCUCUUAAAGCUGUUUUUAUUCACAAUGACUACGUCACAACCAUUCAGAGGGUCUCGUGAGGAAAGGAGAUUUACGCGAGUUUUGCAAUCCCCUAGUUCAUCAUUUCAAUCCGAAACUUGAACAUUGGCAACAUGUCGUUUUUUUAGCAAUGCUCUCAUUUUGUGAGUUAUAGAUGAAUGGCAAAUAUUUAAAACAGUUCAACUUAGACCACUUGAGCUGGAGACAGUAACACGUUCUGAAGCAGCUCUAACAACUUCAGUGGUAUUGUAAGCCAAAGCUGUAUGUUUAUCCCCCCUUUUGUUUAUGAGUUUGAAAAGUCUAGCAGUUCUCUCUAAACAUUUGGUUCCAUCUUUACAUUUGUCGUGACUUUUGCUUUGUUGCAUACAAUAGUAAGACAUGCAGACCAGACCUUGAAACAAUAUCUAAAGCCAUGAACAGUUUCUGUUCUGUUUGUAAAUGAGAAAAAAAUUGAGCCAAACUUUUCUUUUGUUUAUGUAUAUAGCAACUUUAAUAUAUAUCACCAUCGGUGUAAGUACGUAUGUAUUGUACCUUCACCAGAUUCAAGAAAAAAAAAGUAUAUUUUUGUGGAUUACUGCCAAGUUUACAGGGCAAGAUCCUGAUUAAGUAGAGUAUUCACUGGUUAAUAUUUACUAUUUUGUUAACUAUACUGUACUUUCUUCAAAACUGAAUUACUAUAGUUAAUAAUCAAAGUGUUUUUAUUU
This is a messenger RNA of Chanos chanos (milkfish), 3227 nucleotides long. It is a transcript of the gene mef2aa, whose product is annotated as myocyte enhancer factor 2aa. Gene Ontology annotation, molecular function: DNA-binding transcription factor activity, RNA polymerase II-specific; RNA polymerase II cis-regulatory region sequence-specific DNA binding; histone deacetylase binding. NCBI's taxonomy places the organism in Eukaryota, Metazoa, Chordata, Actinopteri, Gonorynchiformes, Chanidae. The coding region runs from base 208 to 1677 and encodes 489 amino acids. The record is from RefSeq and is a predicted model, not a curated record. The transcript has 11 exons. Gene Ontology annotation, biological process: positive regulation of transcription by RNA polymerase II; cell differentiation.